AUGUCGAACCCAUACGCGGAGCAGAACCCUUAUGCUCAAGACCAACAACAACAAUACGGCCAACAUGACAACUACUACGCCCAAGAAAACUACGAAAUGCAAGGCUACAACAACAACAACAACAACAACAACAACAACAACAACAACAAUAGUGAUCCCUCCGCCAUCCUGAGCCAACAAGACUUCCUCCAUCGCGUGCAAGACCUGCGCAAACAGAUCGACUCCUUCACCAGCGACCUCACCACCAUCAGCCAGCUGCACCAGCGCGUCCUCAACAGCGCCAGCGGCCACGAACAGCACGGCCAGCAGCUCGAACAGCUCCUCGCACAGACACAGCUCCGCAUCGCCAGCAUCAAGGACGGCAUCAAGGCGCUCGAGCACGACCUGGCGAGCACAACGGGCGGCGCGCGGGGCGUCAAGACCACCCAGCUCGACACCCUGCGGUCCUCGUUCCGCAGGGAGAUCGACACCUUUCGCAGCGUCGAGGGCGAAUACCGCGCGCGCUACCGCGAGCAGAUUGCACGCCAGUACAGGAUCAUCAACCCCGACGCCGACGAGCACGAGGUCCAGCAGGCCACCGAGGCCGACUGGGGCAAUGAGGGCGUCUUCCAGGCGGCGCUCCGCACCAACCGCACCGGCCAGGCCAGCUCCGUCCUCGGUAACGUCCGCGCCCGCCAUGGGGAGCUCCAGCGCAUCGAACAGACCCUCAUCGAGCUAGCCGCCAUCUACCAGGACCUGGCGACCGUCGUCGAGCAGCAGGACGUACACGUCCAGGCCGCCGAAACCAACGCCGUCGGCACCGUGGAAAACCUCGAAAAGGGCACCGGCCAGGUCGAGGUCGGUAUCAAACAUGCUCGCAACCGCCGCAAGCUCUUCUGGUGGCUCAUGCUCGUCCUCUUCCUCAUCAUCGUGGUCAUUGCCAUUGCUGUCAGCGUCAAGAUCUGCGUCGUGGAUGAUAAAUGCAACAGCAAGUAA
Molecule: messenger RNA, 975 nt
Organism: Emericellopsis cladophorae
Lineage: Eukaryota; Fungi; Ascomycota; Sordariomycetes; Hypocreales; Bionectriaceae
Product: Syntaxin-like protein-like protein
Exons: 2
Coding region: 1-975 (324 amino acids)
Biological process (GO): vesicle fusion; intracellular protein transport; exocytosis
Cellular component (GO): SNARE complex; plasma membrane; endomembrane system
Molecular function (GO): SNARE binding; SNAP receptor activity
Source: RefSeq, a predicted model, not a curated record